AUGCAAUUUGCCAGCGUGGCAGUGAUUUAUUUGCUUCAUAUCCACAUUUUCGUUGGAGCGGACGACGACGCGCGACUACCCAAUAAAUGUGAAGUGUGCAAGUUUCUAACAUUGGAACUCCAGGAAGCCUUGCAUGGAAGCCGUCGCUCCAAAGAAGUGCUGGAGGUGGGAGAAGUGUUGGACACUGGUAGGAGAAGAAAAACUAUCAAGUACAACAACUCGGAGACGCGCCUCAUGGAGGCCAUGGAGAACAUCUGCGAGCGCAUCCUGCAGUACAGCGUUCACGCCGAGCGUCCUGGCAGUUUGCGCUACUCCAAGGGUGCGAGCCAAACCAUGACAACGCUCAAGAACCUGGUUCACAAAGGCGUCAAAGUGGAUUUAGGCCUGCCGUACGAACUGUGGGAUGAGCCGUCCGUGGAGGUGACGGACAUGAAGAAACAGUGCGAGACCAUGUUGGAGCAGUACGAGGAAGCAGUGGAGACCUGGUACUUUCACCAUCAAGAUGAAAAGCUGGAGGACUUCCUGUGCAAGAAGCGGGUCCUUGAUGCAGCCGAGAGAGAAUGUCUCACUGAGGUGUGGAAUGGGGAUUCGGGGACUGAAGAAGACGCAGAGGGCGGGGCCACGACGAGACUCGCAGGCGAACUUUAA
Nerophis lumbriciformis (worm pipefish) is the source of this 648-nucleotide messenger RNA. Lineage: Eukaryota; Metazoa; Chordata; Actinopteri; Syngnathiformes; Syngnathidae. The record is from RefSeq and is a predicted model, not a curated record.